AGUUGUGUUGUUGUCGCGCGGCGCGCAGCUCGCGGUGAUAACGCGAUGGCACGGCGACCUGCGCACGCGCACCACACGUCGCUCCGCAGCUUUAAGCUCCCGCGCCCUCGCCGCUACCACCCCUAGUGUUGGAAUGGAUUUACAAGUGAUAGUGCUCACUGAAAAAAACUUUGUAUGAAAAGUACUGUGCAUACAAUAUUCGGAAUUGAACAUAGUGUACUAAAGAAAGUGAAACUUAUUCUGUGAAAAAUUCAAAUAUAGUAAAGGGAUAAUUUACAUUAACUUUUUAAUUAAAGUGUAACAAACGAAAACUGAAAAACUAAAUCGGUGGUUGUAUGGACAUUUUUGAUAAAAACAGCGUACAAAAACCGCCGCCAAACUGUCUACCGCAAAUGAGAUUAUUCCCAAUUACCACGACCAAGCGCUAAUAGGUCGGUGGCGCACGAGCCCGAUGAGCGCGUGCGCGGCGGCCGCCAUGCGCGAAAAACACGCGGCGCCGCGCCGCCUUGCCUCCCCGCCCUCCUCGCCGCACGACACGCACCCUAGCCCUCUCGGCUCCCCUCGCGCCGAUGAGCCGCUCGACCUGAGAGUAACCCACAAGCGGCCGCAGCGGCUCGAGGAUGAGAACUGCAACCUGAUCGUGCCCUCUCCGCCGCCGCACCCGACGCACCCAACGCACCCGGCCCACCCUGCGCACCCAGCGCUGCUACAGUUUUGUCGACGACUACCGCUAGCUUUACCAGCCUCCUUCGGCCGCUACCCUUUCCUCCCGGCAGCCGCGGCGACCCUCCUAGCUCCGGGGGCACCGCGGCCACCGCCCGUGCCGCCGAACCCCGGAGUCAACAGAGCUCGCGAUCGGUACACGUGCUCGUACUGUGGCAAAGCGUUUCCACGCAGUGCAAACCUCACCAGACAUUUACGGACGCACACGGGCGAACAGCCCUACCGCUGUAAAUACUGUGAACGUUCCUUCUCCAUUUCGUCGAAUCUCCAGAGACACGUGAGAAACAUUCAUAAUAAAGAGCGACCGUUCAGAUGUCGCCACUGCGACCGUUGCUUCGGGCAGCAAACUAACCUCGAUAGGCAUCUGAAGAAACACGAGGCGGAAAAUGGGGACGACGGCCGUCGAAGAUCACCGGAGGAGACAUACUUCGAGGAGAUUAGAUCAUUCAUGGGGCGCGUGGCCCCGGCGCGCCGCGCAGCAGCAACGGCUGCCACCGGCCUCGACCACACCUGAUAGUGGCCGAAGUCAAGCUAAUUCUCCGUUGCAAUUAUCUGGUCGAAGCAUCCAAAUGACACUUGUGUAUAAAUAUAACAAUACCUUGUACUAUGUAUGAUAUUUUCGAUCGGUAUGACGCGCCAAUGAAACUAUUAUGCUAUCUAGUUAUACCUCUACCUUAUUGUUAUUAAAUAAAUGAACCUGUUCUGUAUUAUAAUAAAAAUUCUGUAUAUAUGUCUUUAUUGUUACCGAGUCCACUUGAUUUACCUCUAAUUCUUGGCGAAGUCUAGUGAUAGGGGCUACUCGCCACCCUGUCUGUCUUACGGUAGCUUGAUAGAUGUAUUAACGAAGUGAUAACUUGUCGCGUACGUAAUGUAAAUAUAAGAUUGUGCAAACUAGUUUAGUUCCGUACCGAAUUUUUCACUACCGAUAGAAGUUAUACUAGAGUAACGGAUAAUAUAUUCCUUAAGCAUCGUUGACGUUAGUCAAACUAUGCUAAGGUCCUCUUUACAUAAGGCUACGCAAAUCUCUGAUAAAAUUGUUUGAUCCUUUUGUCGCAAAUAUCACGUAACGCGCGUUACAGGUAUAGCAUAGCGACUGACAAGAAUUUAUGAAAAAUAGUGGCAAUUUUUUUAACGUUCUGCACCAAUAGAGAAUCUAUCAGGAAUUUUGUAUAAGAUGUCAUGCACAAAUUCUAAUACAAAUAUAAUGUUAGGAAGACAUUCUCAAGCUCUUUGGUAGCGAGCGACUGGCUUCGGCGACGAAGAUCUAAAAAGAUUGUAUUGAAAAAAUCGCUUAGACACUAUUAUAAAUUGCAGGGUAUCGGAUAUUUGCAUAGCCUUGUGUACGAAGGGCCUUUAGUGUUCCGAGAGUGUUCGCUACUUUAGAUUUACAAUUUAAUAAUAUAUAUUGUAUGAAUGUAAGUUGACUUCUUGUACUAUUUUUGUAUAAAAUUUGCUUUUUCGAUGUAAAAUAUUUAGUUAUGUAGUCUGAAAGGAAUCGCCGGU
Molecule: messenger RNA, 2226 nt
Organism: Papilio xuthus (Asian swallowtail)
Lineage: Eukaryota; Metazoa; Arthropoda; Insecta; Lepidoptera; Papilionidae
Product: transcription factor hamlet
Exons: 3
Coding region: 452-1237 (261 amino acids)
Biological process (GO): regulation of gene expression
Cellular component (GO): nucleus
Source: RefSeq, a predicted model, not a curated record